UCAUACUUGCCAAAGUAAAAUAGACCCCCUUUUACAAUCGACUUCUCCACCCUCUCUCUAGGACUGUCAAUGGCCCAGGCUUGGGCCGGGCAAAAUCAAAAAUUUGAAACUGUUCAAAAUCUGGGCUGAAGCCAACCCCAGGCCCAGCCCAUUGACAGCCUUACUUCUCUCCCACAUCUUGCAAACAGUUCCUCCAUGUGCAGUGUACAUCCCAUUCUAUUUAUGAAUCUGCAAUAAGAUUUGGUGAGUUCUGCAGAUGUUCUAGAUACCACUUCAGCUAAUGGAAAUUGGUGGACUGUGAGAGAGGAAUUACAUGAUACGCAACACACACUUUACACGGUAUAUGUUAGUUUUCAAUUCUGACGAGUAGCACCCAUGGUCAAGUAAUCCUAAUCACUGCUCUGUUGUGUCCAUCAAGGAUCGACCAUGGCAAGAAAAUCUCAGAGAUUAGAAGAUUUCAGCGACCAAUCUUGGGAGUGUUUUCAGUUGUUGAAAUGUGGACCUUUGUUUAUUUCUCUUCUUAAUCGUCUAUUUGCAGGUCACAAAUUGAAAGGUUACAAUUAUCUUGUUGAUGAUAUUUCUGGGGGAUAGUUCAUCGAGCCAUGGGGCCUCACUUGUCAGAAUUGAAAACUAGCAUAUACUGUACAAAGAUGUGGGCCAUGUAUCGUAUAAUUCCUUGUUUGUAAGAUUAUUGGUUUGAAGUUUAUGAAUUGAAUUUGGUGUCUGGUUUUUAGCGUUUUGAUCACUCCAUAUGCACAUCAAAGGGAUUUAUAAGUUUUUCAUUAUUUCAAUGGGUUUUGGUUAUCACUGAUAUUGUUCUAAUGAUCCAAUACAGUAGCUGUGGAUUCACCUAUUUGUCCUUUUCUAAAAUUUUCUUUAGUUUCUGACUGAUCUUCAUCAAAGCUAUCAAAUGAGAUUCAAAGCUUCUUCUUUUUUCUUUUUCUUUUUUGUUCUUUUUCUUUUCUCAUAGGGGCUUUGAUAUUCCAAGGAGAAGUUUGGCAAAAAGGCGAGAGCUCUUUGGGUGGCCAUUUGGGUUUCAAUCAGAAACUUGCUACAAAAUGUUGCUGUUUUGGUUAGGAUUGGAGGAAUAUUUCUGAGAAGAGAGCAGAUGUUAUUUUCAUUUCCAAGAAUCAUUGGUCUACUGGGAUAAAUCGAUGGGGUAUACCAUCUUCUUACAGCAACCAACCAGCAAUGCUCAUUGUCUUCACGGAUUCCAUUCAUGUUCCGACCAUUUAUAUCUUAACUACAGUUCUUCCUGCCAUUUGUCGUUCAGAUUAUCAUCAUUUCCUUCCAAAUCUUGUUUACGAUGCGAUUAUGUUAUUGGCUUCCAAAAAAAUGGGUUUUUGCUUCAAUGCAGACAGCAGCAUACAAGUGCCUACAUUGAUACAGAUGAUGUGGCAAAUGAAAACGACUGUAACUUGGAAAGAGCUGCAAUUCGCCCAUAUCAGAAAUUGAAAGAAACUCAAAUUGAUUCGCAGAGGCAUUCAAAUUCAUCACUAUUGUGUAUGGAUGGACCGUUUGUUAAAAAUAAUGAAGAAUCCAACAACAAGAUUUUAUGCAAUUUCUGCAAGAAUGGGAAGCUAAUUGAAGCUUCUAACUUACUCGAUGUGAUGGCACGGAGCAGUCAGAUUCCCGACUUCUCUUCAUGUAUAAGCAUAACACGAGGGCUGAUCAAAAUAGAUCAGAUCGAGAAGGCCAGCAAGGUUUUGUGGAUCAUGGUUAUGUCGGGUGGGGUCCCCGACAUCAUCACAUACAACAUGUUGAUCGGAGGUCUUUGUAAGAAAGGGCAGUUGAAAUCCGCGAUUGAGCUUCUCGACAACAUGGGUUUGAGUGGUUGCCCUCCUGACAUGAUCACAUACAAUACCAUAAUUCGAUGCAUGUCUGACCACCGUCAGAUUGAUCACGCAGUUGAGUUUUGGAAGGAUCAGUUGAGAAACGGCUGCCCUCCGUACGUGAUCACUUACACCAUGCUUAUUGAACUAUUCUGCAAGAACCACGGCGCCACGCGGGCCAUGGAGGUAUUGGAUGAUUUGGUGAUUGAGGGUUGUUAUCCUGAUAUCGUAACGUAUAAUUCUCUGAUAAAUACAACUUGUAAACUAAGAAACUACAAAGAUGCAGCUUUGGUGAUUUCUGAUCUAUUAUCUCGUGGGUUGGAGCCCGAUGCCAUCACCUACAACACCCUUCUAUUCUAUCUAUGCGGCAGCGGGAACUGGGUCGAGGUGGAUGAGAUCCUCUCAAUCAUGAACCGGACAUCUUACCCUCCUACCAUUAUCAGUUACAAUAUCUUGAUCAAGAGUCUUUGCAAAUAUGGACAUCUGGACCAGGCAGUCGAUUUCUUAGAUCAGAUGAUUUCUUUGGGUUGUUCUCCUGACAUAGUCACUUACAACACUCUUUUUGGCGCGCUCUGUAGAGAAGGCAUGACGGACGAGGCUCUUGAUAUACUUCACGCUUUAGUAGACAUCGGCUGUUCUCCUGUUCUUAUCACCUAUAAUAUCAUCACCCAUGGAUUGGUAAAGAAGGGAGAUAUGGAGAAAGCAAAGGGGCUCUUCGGUGAGAUGAUUGGCUGUGGGAUUGGUCCCGAUGAGAUCACUUAUAGCACGUUGAUCACGGGUUUUUGUAGGAAAGAUCGUGUGGAGGAGGCCAUUGAGAUGCUGAGGGAGAUGGGUAGGAGCAGCCAUAAGACUAGAGUCGGUACUUACACUAUUGUGAUCCAGGCAAUGUGCCGAACAAAGAAGGUGGAUGCUGCAAUCGAAAUCCUCGAUAUGAUGAUUUUGAGCCGAUGCAAGCCUGAUAAAAGCAUUUACACUGCUCUUAUAAGAGGGGUAGCUGCUGCUGGCAUGAUCGAUGAGGCUGCUGAAAUUCGUAAGAUUUUGUCCAAACAGAAGGUUCUUAGAGAGGAAUGAACAACAGAUUAGAUCAGAUACACGAGGUGCAAAAUUCCAACCAUUUUUUAAAAUAUAUAUAAUAUACCAUUUGCUUAGGGAUCCGCCGAGCAUUGGCCUAGCAAGUUUUGAUGUUGGGAGUACUGUUUUCUCUUUCAAGAGGCAAGAUCAGGAAAAGCUCCAACAGGUCAGAGCUGUUGGCCAUUAAAAUAGAGCUCGAGAUUUUCACUCCCAGAGUUGGAGGCAAUGGAAGUUUUUUUCGCAGCUUUAUCUCAUUUAAUCCAAAUCUCCAGGAAGCUGCUUGUAUUGUCAAUUCCCUAGCUAAAGAAGGUACCGUUUUACCUUCUAUCGUCGUUGGAGAGUCUCAUCCAUUAUCUUGAUGAAUUCUUGUAUUUGCUCACCUGCUUGGCAUCUUCAAUAAAAUUGUUGUUUUACUUCAA
Magnolia sinica is the source of this 3322-nucleotide messenger RNA. RefSeq names its product pentatricopeptide repeat-containing protein At1g08610-like. The transcript is spliced from 2 exons. Gene Ontology annotation, molecular function: protein binding. The coding region runs from base 1155 to 2903 and encodes 582 amino acids. The record is from RefSeq and is a predicted model, not a curated record. NCBI's taxonomy places the organism in Eukaryota, Viridiplantae, Streptophyta, Magnoliopsida, Magnoliales, Magnoliaceae.